Messenger RNA from Dalotia coriaria, 6084 nucleotides. RefSeq names its product voltage-dependent calcium channel subunit stolid (gene stol). Gene Ontology annotation, cellular component: voltage-gated calcium channel complex. The record is from RefSeq and is a predicted model, not a curated record. Gene Ontology annotation, molecular function: voltage-gated calcium channel activity. Bases 337 to 3954 code for a protein of 1205 amino acids. NCBI's taxonomy places the organism in Eukaryota, Metazoa, Arthropoda, Insecta, Coleoptera, Staphylinidae. The transcript is spliced from 24 exons.
GCCCGUCUCCCUUCCUCGGGGUGUGUACACGUACGCACGCCACAACCGGCGCCCGCAGGAUCGCAGGAUGCGAGCGUAAAACCAUCCAAAUCAUGCGCGCGACCCGCGAAGAUGAGUGCUGAGUGCGUCCACAGCGUCCAGAGGGUCCAGAGUGCGGGGUGUCCUUCGAGGAUGUGCUUAACAAUCCGCGGGAGUGCGCCGGGCAAGCAUCACAAGGAUAACGAUAACCAAGUGCUGAAGAAGUAGGCAAAGAAAAAAAAAGGAAAGAAAAACGCUGUGUGGGUUGUGAGGUGUGUGCGUGCGUGUGCAAAGGAUAACCAGAGAUAGCAAAAGGAUAUGAAGACUGGACUGGUGGCGAUUGCGGCGUUGGUCGUCCUGGUGGCGUACCUGCCGGCGGCGUCGCCCGAACAGGACGAGGAUAUUCCACAUAACGAGGUCAAGAAUUGGGCGCUCAAGUUCGGCGUCGACCUUUGGGAGUACGGCCGGCGGCAGACGCGGAUGAAGGAGCUGCAAAGGAAAUAUCACGAUGUUGAGAAGAGUGUCAUCAGGAAGGAUGGGUUGAAGAUCAUCAAGGAGAUGGCUGCCGAGGUUAAGAACAUGAUGGAUUUUAAAAUGAGUGCUGUUAUGCGAAUUAUGGAUAGUGCAGAACAAGCAGCGUUAACCCCACAGAGUGACAACGGCCAACCAUUUCGAUAUUACAACGCGGAAAAGUUGAACGCUUUCGGCGCGGACGGUAGACCAACCGAGGGUACGAGAGAGAUGCUCCUGCAUCCCAAUCCGCACUUUGAGCAUCUUCCGGUCAACACGUCCCUCAGCAGCGUGUUGCUUCCCCCACACGUCGCCGAAAAGGACCCGGAAGUAAUGAACGCCGUGCAAUGGUCCGAGCAUUUGGACCCGCUCUUCGUCAACAACUACGAGAGUGAUCCAUCGCUCUCCUGGCAAUUCUUUGGCAGUUCCAGCGGAUUCCUACGAAGAUAUCCAGGUAUGGCCUGGCCACCGGAAGAUCCUAAUUCUCAAUGGCAACGUCCGAGGAGUGCGAGGAAUGUUUAUGACUUCCGUACGUCACAGUGGUACGUCUCAGCAACAACCUCGCCUAAAGAUAUUGUUAUCCUCGUUGAUAAUUCUGGAUCCAUGGGUGGUAAGCGAGCAUCCUUAGCCAGGGCUACGGUAGAAGCCAUUUUGAACACGCUCUCCGAUAAUGACUUCGUCAACGUGUACAAGUUUUCCGACGGCACCGAGGAAACUGUCACAUGUUUCAAAGAUAGACUGGUGCAAGCAAACGAUGAGAAUAAACAAUUACUGAAGGAUUCGAUGAGUGGCCUCAGACCGGAAAACAUCGCAAAUUUCACUUCCGCUUUGGUGACGGGUUUUGAAAUUCUACACAAAUAUAACCGAACCGGAAAUGGCUGCCAAUGUAACCAGGCUAUUAUGUUGAUCACCGAUGGCCCUCCAGCGAAUUACAAGGACAUUUUUAAGAUGUACAACUGGCCGCAUCGCCCUGUGCGGUUAUUCAGUUUCCUCGCGGGUAAGGAUUCCGGUGGGCAGGAGGAGAUGCACUGGAUGGCAUGCGAGAAUAAAGGGUAUUACACUCGCAUUAGUACCGAGACGGAAGCAAUGGAGAUGGUUCUGAAGUAUAUUGAGGUGAUGGCACGGCCCAUCGUCAUGUACCAGAACGAUCAUCCCAUACAAUGGUCGCACGUUUAUGUGGGUGGUAAUGCUGAUACAUUUGGAGAUGACAGACGAGGUCAGUUGAUGACAUCAGUUACCACUCCCGUUUUUGACAGACGGAAUCACACGGUGCGUGUUGCAAACGUUUUGGGCGUUGUAGGCACCGAUGUUUCCAUCGACGAGAUCAAGAAACUCGUGCCCCCGUACAAGCUCGGCGCUAAUGGAUACUCAUUCAUCGUGAACAACAACGGGCACGCUUUGUACCAUCCGGAUCUGCGGCCGCUGCACAAUAACGAACAAUACGAGGACACCUUGGAGCCGGCGUAUUGUUCCGUCGAUCUCACCGAGCUGGAGCUCAUCGAGACCGAGCACGAACGGCCCAGGGAGAAUCACUCUGCUCUUCUGGAUUUGCGACACGACAUGAUCGAUCAGAAGCCAGGCGAGACGGAGUUCGGCGUCAAAGUACAUUAUGAUAAUAUGCGGCGGGUAACCACGAGGCGCUAUAAUUACUUCUACAACCCCAUCGAGGGCACGCCGUUCUCGCUGGGCAUCGCCCUACCACAGGGUUACGGCAUGUACGAACUGGUCGCCGAGCAGGAGAUCAAACUCAGUCAGAAAGUCGAGGAGUAUUUCAAGGGAGACAACUGGAAAGUACAUCCGGAUUGGGUGUAUUGCGAGUAUAGCAGCGGAUCAUCAGGGGAGCAGCGAUUCCGCAACGCCGAGGAUCGCGUGCGUCACUUUUUGUCUCGCAGUCGUCGCCCUGGAUGGAAAUGGAUGUCUCUGAGGCCCAGAUCUCCGACGCAAAGGGAACACCAUCAUGUUUCUACGAAAUUAGACAAAGAUGCUUACUUUUGUGAUAAAACGCUGCUUCAAUCACUGGUACUGGACGCAAAGGUGACGGAAGAGGUGGUACGCCACAGUUCACAUCCGUCGAGCGUCGAGGACGAACACCCAAUUGCAACACUUUUGGUUUUAUUGCAAAGUCGCGGCUUUCGAAUGUUCGGACUUACCAUGUCAUUCGUGGCGACACGCAGUGGACUACUUCGAUGGGUAGACCAUCAGCCAUCGAAUAAACCGGCCAAGGAACCCACUGGACCGCAUUUUAGCGAACAUAACGUACGUGCCAUGGAUGAAACCUGGUACAAACGUGCAGUUGAUCAGUAUUACAUCGAACCGGAAAGUUUUGUCUACUCGGUACCUUUUGACGUGGGUACCAGCACUGAAACUCUGGUUACCGCCACGCAUGCUGUGUUUGUUGAACAUAAAGGUCAUCGUGCACCCACGGCUGUAGUGGGACUUCAAUAUCAACAUGCAAUACUUGCCUCGCAUUUUUUGAACAUUACUUCAGCGUGUUCUGGAGCUUCUUCUUGUAAGAAAACAUGUGCCAGUAAUGAAUUGGACUGUUACAUCCUCGAUAACAAUGGUUUUAUUAUCAUUUCUGAGAAUCCCGAGCAUACAGGACGAUUUUUCGGACAGAUUGAUGGUACCAUCAUGGAUUCUUUAGUUCAGGAUAAGAUAUAUAAGAAAGUACCGGUGUAUGAUUACCAAGGAGCGUGUACAAACAGCAAAAAUAGUUAUGGAGGAGAUGCACCAAAACUAACGCCGGGGAUACCACUUCAGUACUUUUUUGGCUGGGCAGCAAAGAUUUUUGCGAUUUGGACUGCUUUUGUCAAGGUUACUUAUGGUUUUGCUUUCGCCCAAGAAGACGCUUAUGAAGAUUAUCCAUAUGAAUAUAAUCCUGAAGAAGGUCUACCUGAAGAUGUAGAUACCAUCGCGGGUCCAUUCCCCAAUGUUCCAACGUUUGUAACACCUCCGAUUGAGUCAGAUCCCUUGGAUGGUGUUGACAUGGGCCAGUUUGGUGUACGCCGCUGUGACAAAAAGACCGAUCUGUAUAUUUUACAACCGUCGCGACUAAACACAAGCGGGCAGAGCAAUCCGCUCAAGGGUAAGCUGACCAAUUGUCACGUGACAGGAUGUGAGCGGCCUUUCAGCGUGCAGAAAGUACCGCAUAGCAAUCUCAUCCUGCUUGUGGUCGACACACUCUGCCCGUGUGGCAGCAAGCAGUUGAGUAUUCAACCGCAAGAGAUCGUAUACGAUGGUGUCAAUGGCGCCUCAUGUUUGCACAAACCAAAGGACAGCUUCUAUCGACGUAGGCCGCCCAAGUGUAUCAAUUAUCAUCCUGAGGAAAUUGAGAUACACAUAUGUGGAUCAGGCAACAAGAUGGCGACCUCCAUAUUACUAAUGGCGACCGCAUUAGCUUGUCAACGAUUGUUCUCCGCGUCGUGAUUUUCCACUGGAAGUUAAACACAAGUAAAGAAAAACAAAACAAGCGCUGAAAGCAGCUUAAAAACACACACAAAACACAAAUCUGUUGACGCAAAGUAAGUAAAAUGAAAUUGUUGUAUCAUUUAAAACGUGUAAAGGUCAUCAUAUCAUAAUAUGAGAGGAGAACUAGUUAAAUUUUUUAUAUAAUUUAUAUAAAACGAUAAAAAUGUACUUUUUGGGUGUAAACUAAAUGAUGUAAAUAUUGUGGCGUGGCCGUGGACGUUUUUUCGACUGAGUGGAUCGAGGGAAAUUUUUGAAAGAAACACAAAAUGAACGAGCAAUUUCAAAGCAUAGCAGAUGAAAAAUAAAAAGAAGCACACGUAAUAAAUACUAAACAUGUAAGCAAGUAAAAAGUAAGUAAAGUAAGAUAGUCAGAUUAAACGUUUUACUCGACGGGGCGAGACGAUGAGCAAUGUUUGUUUCCGGGCGACAAUAAAAAUGGACGACUAUUUUGACAUGUAAAGAAUCAACUCUAACCAAACGCUAAUAGUAAGCUAACGUGGGAAAUGAAGAUAAUGUUAGUUAAACCUAUUUAAAUGUAGCUUAUAUACCUUUGAAAAAUAACGAAUAGACAAAGAAAGAGUCGAGCCAAGUUGAACUUGUAAAAUUGUAUAAAAAUGGCGGAGGGUUUUGGAACGAUGUAAAUUCAAUUGAUGACAAUACGAAUGGAGCACAUUGGAAGCUGGAUGUUUUAUAUUGAAUGCUCGAAGUUUUCAAAGUUUCAAAAUUUGUUUCAAAAUGAAAAAUGUCUUUGGUUUUUGUAUAAAACUCUAAUGGCGUGCUUGUACAUCUCGCUAGUCAGUUGUUUUGCGGUCGUUUAGCUUUGUAGAAAACAGCAAAGCAACGCAGAGAAAUCCGAAACAAUGCGUAUGUAUAAUUAUAAUUACGAGUAUAAUUAUCAAACCGAACGGGAACGCCAAACUCGCCGAUUGUGUGGCAAUCCGAGACUCGCAUUUGUUACGCAUUACUGAAUCAUCAUUUUCGUAGACAUUAAACCACAGAAGAAAAAAAAACACAAUUUGAAGAGAUUCAACGCAGUCAUAUCAAUAUACCGGCGAGAAGCACACGCGUGUACAUAUACUAUAUCAAAAACUACAUAAAAUCUUAGAAACUAAUCACGAUGAUGAGCAAAAUAUGAAAUUAAAAAGCAACAAAGGGUGUUUUAGCAAUAGUAAUCAUAUCACGUCUCUUUGCGUCUCGUUUUUGUGUACUCGACUUGUCUCUGCUUGGAAAAUGAACGCUGCAAGAUGGCGGCGUGGCUGCCAUCUUGUGGUUAUGUGUUUCUUGCGUUGCCUAUCGUUUAAUUGUCGUGUGUGAGUGGAACUCGAAUGUGAAUCGAAGUCAAAUCAAAACCAAACACAAUGUAAGAUGUAAACCACAUGUGUGUAACAUGUUUUGAUUGAAACGAAGCUGUUUUCUAUAGUCAAUCAGCGCGUGCGCACAUACAACAACAAAUGGUUUGAAGAAUGAAUGUUUCUAGCCUAUAGCGUGUUUGAUACGGCCACUCUAGCUUUAGACGAAUAACUAAAUAUUAACACUAUAAAUGAAAAGAAAAAAAAACUGAGUCUUCCAAUUAAAACAAAUAAUUAAUUGUAAGUGAUAUACAUAUGAAUACUGUACUCCGCGCGCGCGCAUGCGCACUUUUCAGCUAGGGCGCGUGCGCGUGCGACACACGCCUACACGAUCACACACACACACACCACAUACAUAAGACACUCACACUAAACAUAUAUAAACUAAUUAUAGGCAAAAUGUAGUGUUUACUAUGUAUUCCAUUCGAAAAAAUGAAAUCAAGAUGAUAAAAAUGGUAAAACCAGACGAGAUAUGCAUUUGUAGCAUUCGCAGAUAUCGGCAUAUUGUUCAUAUAUUACAAAAAAUAUAUCAGAAAAGCACAAAAAAAUAAAAUUGUGACAAAAUGAAACCACAUCAUCAAAAAUCGAUUCAAAGAGUCUACCAAAAUGUUUGUUGUCUGUUGUACUAUGAAUGUAUAACAUAUACUAGACCUACCACCAUUACAAAAUAUUUAUCUUAAACGAAUUGCAUAGUUUUAAUUAAUUAAUUAUAAAUUAAUUAAAUGAUAUAUUUAUCAAA